AUGACGCGGUUCGGGAUCGCGGCGCGCUUCAACGCCACGUCAUCGGCCGUCUCGGAGGCCGCCGAGUGGCUCCACGCCAACCUCAGGGACCCUGAUGUGAAGGUACUUGAUGCCUCUUGGUAUAUGCCUGCAGAACAAAGGAAUCCACUUCAGGAGUACCAGGUGGCUCAUAUCCCUGGUGCUUUAUUCUUUGAUGUUGAUGGAAUAUCUGACAGAGCAUCUAAUCUGCCACACAUGCUGCCAUCUGAAAAAGCAUUUUCCGCCGCUGUGUCUUCUCUUGGCAUCUACAACAAAGAUGGAAUAGUAGUUUACGAUGGAAAGGGUCUAUUUAGCGCUGCUCGUGUUUGGUGGAUGUUUCGUGCUUAUGGACACGACAAAGUUUGGGUUUUGGAUGGAGGUUUGCCCCAAUGGCGUGCUUCUGGGUAUGAUGUUGAAUCAAGUGCCUCUAGUGAUGCUAUCUUAAAAGCCAGUGCUGCUAGUGAAGCAAUCGAGAAAGUUUAUCAGGGGCAAUCGGUUGGUCCCACCACAUUUGAAGCGAAGUUGCAGCCUCAUCUUCUUUGGAAUCUUGGUCAGGUGAAAGAGAACAUCGAGACCCAGACACAUCAACUUAUAGAUGCUCGAGGGAAGCCUAGAUUUGAUGGUGCAGUUCCAGAGCCACGCAAGGGAAUAAGAAGCGGGCAUGUGCCUGGGAGCAAAUGCGUUCCUUUUCCUCAGGUGCUUGACAGUACACAGAAGCUAUUGCCUGCAGAUGAGCUCCGUAAGCGAUUCGAGCAAGAAGGUAUAUCACUUGAUCAACCCAUUGUGACCUCUUGCGGCACUGGUGUGACAGCAUGUGUAUUAGCUUUGGGCCUUCACCGCCUCGGCAAAACUGAUGUUGCCGUGUACGAUGGAUCAUGGACUGAAUGGGGUGCUCACCCCGACACUCCAGUUGCUACUGCUGUUUAG
Messenger RNA from Triticum turgidum subsp. durum (durum wheat), 945 nucleotides. The record is from the annotation of a GenBank genome assembly. Lineage: Eukaryota; Viridiplantae; Streptophyta; Magnoliopsida; Poales; Poaceae.